AUGAUGUUCCCCGGCCUCCUCGCGCCCCCAGCCGGGCACCCCAGCCUCUUGCGCCCCACGCCCACCUUAACAUUGCCCCAGUCCCUGCAGUCGGCAUUUUCCGGCCACUCGAGCUUCCUGGUGGAGGAUCUGAUCCGCAUCAGCCGACCCCCCGCCUACCUGCCCCGCAGCGUGCCCACCGCCAGCAUGUCGCCCCCUAGGCAGGGGGCCCCUGCGGCUCUCACAGACACAGGGGCCUCGGACCUGGGCUCCCCGGGGCCAGGCAGCCGGCGGGGCGGCUCACCGCAGACGGCCGUCUCCCCUGCCAGCGAGCCCACGUUUCUGAAGUUUGGAGUGAACGCCAUCCUUUCUUCGGCGCCCAGAACUGAAACGUCCCCCGCCUUGCUCCAGAGUGUCCCUCCCAAGACCUUCGCCUUUCCCUACUUUGAAGGCUCCUUCCAGCCUUUCAUCAGAUCUUCUUAUUUCCCAGCGUCCUCCAGCGUCGUGCCCAUCCCGGGGACCUUCUCCUGGCCACUGGCCGCCCGCGGCAAGCCUCGUCGGGGCAUGCUGCGUCGAGCCGUGUUCUCCGACGUGCAGCGCAAGGCGCUGGAGAAGAUGUUCCAGAAGCAGAAGUACAUCAGCAAGCCCGACCGCAAGAAGCUGGCGGCCAAGCUGGGCUUGAAAGACUCACAGGUGAAAAUCUGGUUCCAGAACCGACGCAUGAAGUGGCGGAACUCCAAGGAGCGCGAGCUCCUGUCUAGCGGGGGCUGCCGCGAGCAGACCCUUCCCACCAAACUCAAUCCGCACCCGGACCUCAGCGACGUGGGCCAGAAGGGUCCCGGGGACGACGACGAGGAGGAGGACGAGGGCCCGGGCAGCCUCCGCCACCGCCUGGCCUAUCAUCACCCGUCCUCCGACACUCGGCACCUGCGGGACCCGCGCCUCGAAGGGCCGCUGCCCCACUCGCCCGCGCACUCUGGCAGCCCCGACAAACCUUCGGACUUCUCCGACUCCGAGGAGGAUGAGGAGGGCGAGGAGGAGGAGAUCACCGUGUCUUAG
Molecule: messenger RNA, 1038 nt
Organism: Balaenoptera ricei (Rice's whale)
Lineage: Eukaryota; Metazoa; Chordata; Mammalia; Artiodactyla; Balaenopteridae
Gene: DBX1
Product: developing brain homeobox 1
Exons: 4
Coding region: 1-1038 (345 amino acids)
Biological process (GO): cell differentiation in spinal cord; regulation of transcription by RNA polymerase II
Molecular function (GO): DNA-binding transcription factor activity, RNA polymerase II-specific; DNA binding
Source: RefSeq, a predicted model, not a curated record